AAAAAAAUUUCAUUAAUCAUUAUUAUGACUCAUCCACUAUGAUUCAUCUCUCCUAGGAUAAUCGCUGGAUUUGAUUAUCUACAUACGAGAUACCAUUAGUUCAUUGGUAUUGUGUCUACUAGACUGCCACGCCUCCAUGGUCUAUACCUCAGCCAUCUCUCGUUAAGAUGGGAUUAUCGAUGGCGAUCUACUCACUGCCUUCCUUAUGGCCUCAGUAGCUUCUCCCUUAAGCGUCAUCCGUCCUUUCUCCGCUUUACGGUUAGCAGCCGGCGCCGGCGCCAGUUUUGGCUUUGGGGUACCGCCUCGGCGGCUGUUUCUUGGUGUGGGGGCGUCCUUUCUCGAUCAGCUCCGACGAAUGGCUUCCAGCCACGGCAGUCGCUCACUAACUACCUUGGCCUGGCUGAAACGGGGAGUUUCUCCAAUCGAGCAGGUUCUGAAGGAUGUUGAAUGGCCGGAUAAUUUUCCUUUCAAGGAUGAGGAUUUCAGCCGCUUUGAUGAGUCCUUGGACUCAUUAUUCUACUCAGAACCUCGUUUUGUCACACAUAUAGAUGAUCCUGCUAUUUCUGCCCUUACUAAAUUCUACUCCAAGGUCUUCCCCCCAAGUAAUACACCAGGGGUGUGCCUACUUGAUCUUUGUAGCAGCUGGGUCUGCCAUUAUCCAGCAGGUUACAAGCAAGACAGAAUUGUAGGGAUGGGAAUGAAUGAAGAUGAGCUGAAGAAGAAUCCGGUUUUAACAGAAUACAUUGUACGAGACCUGAAUGUGAACCCCAAACUUCCAUUUGAAGAUAAUUCAUUUGAUGUUAUAACUAAUGUGGUUAGUGUUGAUUAUUUGACCAAACCAAUUGAUGUGUUCAAGGAAAUGCAGCGGAUACUCAAGCCAGAAGGUCUAGCUAUAAUGAGCUUCUCUAAUCGUUGCUUUUGGACAAAAGCCAUUUCAAUCUGGACAUCAACUGGUGAUGCUGAUCAUGCUUGGAUUGUCGGCUCUUAUUUUCAUUAUGCUGGCGGAUUCGAGCCACCGGUGGCUGUAGACAUAUCCCCAAACCCAGGGCACUCUGAUCCGAUGUAUAUCGUCUACUCCAGAAAGAAAGCAUUUGCAUGAGCACAUUGAGAGAAUACUUCGUUGAAAUUUGAUUUCCUAGAAUCCACUCUUUGUAAUGGCAAUUUUUAAACAGUUCACAAUGGUGUAUUAACCUUUUAGAUUUGCACUUACUACAGUUUUAACAUUAGUGUACUGCCAUUGUGUAAAGCAGUAAUUAUGUUCCA
This is a messenger RNA of Dendrobium catenatum, 1263 nucleotides long. RefSeq lists its product as uncharacterized. Bases 206 to 1099 code for a protein of 297 amino acids. NCBI's taxonomy places the organism in Eukaryota, Viridiplantae, Streptophyta, Magnoliopsida, Asparagales, Orchidaceae. Gene Ontology annotation, molecular function: S-adenosylmethionine-dependent methyltransferase activity. The transcript is spliced from 8 exons. The record is from RefSeq and is a predicted model, not a curated record.